Triticum urartu is the source of this 1896-nucleotide messenger RNA. Its product is annotated as KH domain-containing protein At1g09660/At1g09670. Gene Ontology annotation, molecular function: mRNA binding. The record is from RefSeq and is a predicted model, not a curated record. Lineage: Eukaryota; Viridiplantae; Streptophyta; Magnoliopsida; Poales; Poaceae. Gene Ontology annotation, cellular component: nucleus. Gene Ontology annotation, biological process: regulation of mRNA splicing, via spliceosome.
GGUGAGAGACACACAGCUGCAUAGAGCAGCGAGCGAGCAUCCAAGGCCCUCGGCUUGUCUCUUCCCCCCUCUCACCGGUCGCCCACAACCCCUCUCCACAGGGUGCGUGCGACGCUGCAGUACAGGGAGGAGGAACAGCGAGCAAGAACAGCAGGAGCGGGCAGGCACAAAGCGCUGCUGCUGCUGCCGCUGCCAGCCCCGCACAGCCUGGGCUCCGAUAAUUGAUUGACGCGAACCCAGCUAUCACCUCCCCUUUUUGUUUAAUCCAUAGCAUAUAUAAUCAUCAAAUCCCCACCCAUCCCUGCACUUAUUUCUCGGUUCUUGGCACCUUCCUGUCUUUUCUAGAUUUCAUUGGAUCCCAUAUAGGGCCUCCACCACAUUCAUUUGCCUUGAUAGCCGCCAGCUGCUCCUCUUCCUCCCUUCUCCAGAUUUCUUGGCUCCCUGGGCUCCCUGGCUUGCCCAGAGAUUGCAACGAAAUCUUGCAGGGCUCUUCUUUGGUUUCUUGUUCAUGCUGGGAGCCAUGGAUGAGAGGAUCCCGCCGCCCCCUUUCUUCCAGUACUCGCCGUCCGGCGUCCAUUCUUCCCCUCACCACCACAACCCCAUGAGGUCGUCUGCCUCCGAGAGGGAGAGGUAUAUUGCUGAGUUACUUGCUGAGAGGCAGAAACUAGUUCCCUUCCUGCAAGUUCUUCCAUUUUGUAACAGGCUUUUAAACCAAGAAAUUCUGCGGGCAUCUUCUUUGCCACCUAACCCAAAUUUUGUUGAACCUGAGAGAUUCGAUUAUGGUAGCCCAUUAAGAUUAGCUGGCCACCCUAUGAACGGUCAACCAAUGGAUAUGGAGGGAUGGACUGGAAUGCAUGCAGAGCAUAUGGGGAUACACCAUUCACCAUCCAUGGGCUGGAAUGGUGGUCCUGGAGUUGUUGGCGGCCCUGUUGUGAAGAAACUUGUCAGGAUGGAUGUUCCAGCAGAAAAGUAUCCAAAUUUCAACUUUGUUGGCCGUUUGUUGGGGCCACGAGGAAACUCCCUGAAAAGAGUUGAAGCUACAACACAAUGUAGAGUCUAUAUUCGUGGACGUGGUUCAGUGAAAGAUACUGUGAAGGAAAACAAGCUUAGAGAUAAGCCUGGCUAUGAGCACUUAAACGAACCACUGCAUGUGCUUAUCGAAGCUGAGUUCCCGGCGGAUAUCGUUGAUGCGCGACUAAACCAGGCUGUGGUCAUACUGGAAGAUCUUCUCAAACCAGUAGAUGAAUCCAUGGAUUACUUCAAGAAGCAACAGCUGAGAGAAUUGGCAAUACUGAAUGGCACUCUAAGGGAGGAAAGCCCAAGCCCAAGCCCCCAUCUCAGUCCCAGUGUAUCACCGUUCAACUCCACCGGGAUGAAACGCGCGAAAACGGGCCGGUGAUCGUGCUUCUGAAUACUGAUUUGCCUGAGGUGACUAUGAUUUGAACAGAUCGCGCGCAAACCUGUUCUACUGCUGGAAAUGAUUCAUGAUGCAUAUGGGGGACCGGCCUUGAGGCUCGUCGCAUCUGUGAUACGAGCUGAGAUACAUCUUUGGAUGAAUGGUCGCUAUGGAAGAAAUUCGUUUCGUUCGGUCUGCUCGAGGAAUCGGGGCUUGCUGUUUGGUCUUAUUGAUUAUUCUCUGUGUAUCUAUCUGACUCCCAAAUAUUAACUUUAUCGGUUUGGAUUAGUUAACCGUGAUUGAUCUGUGGCUCAAAGUAAAAUAGUUGUGGACAAUAAUCCGGGUUUUUGUCAGUUGUAACAUGUCCGAGGGGGGUUGAUGUUCUUGUGAACAGACAUUGUUGGUCCAAUGUUAUGAACCGCAAGCAACGUCAUGAAGAUGACUCGCUUGCCUUGUACUCCCUCCGUUUCUAAAUAUAGGCCAUUCUAGAGAUUCCAAUA